Rhodamnia argentea is the source of this 2449-nucleotide messenger RNA. Its product is annotated as heat shock protein 83-like. The transcript has 4 exons. Lineage: Eukaryota; Viridiplantae; Streptophyta; Magnoliopsida; Myrtales; Myrtaceae. The record is from RefSeq and is a predicted model, not a curated record. Gene Ontology annotation, cellular component: perinuclear region of cytoplasm; protein-containing complex; plasma membrane. Bases 137 to 2254 code for a protein of 705 amino acids. Gene Ontology annotation, biological process: protein stabilization; cellular response to heat; protein folding. Gene Ontology annotation, molecular function: ATP-dependent protein folding chaperone; ATP hydrolysis activity; ATP binding.
GCCUCUCUGUAUAAAAUCCGGCGCGUUCUCCUCUCUGAAACAGAGUAGAGAUCAUCGAUUCAAUCUUCCACAUUGCCUCUUUAUCUUCUCUUGCGCUCUCUUUCGCCGAUAGUGCUUCCUCUUCUAGCGUGCGGGGAUGGCGGAUGUGCAGAUGGCGGACGGGGAGACCUUCGCGUUCCAGGCGGAGAUCAACCAGCUCCUGAGUUUGAUCAUCAACACUUUCUACAGUAACAAGGAGAUCUUCCUUCGCGAAAUCAUCAGCAAUUCAUCCGACGCUCUGGACAAAAUUCGUUACGAGAGUCUCACAGACAAGAGCAAGCUCGAUGGACAGCCCGAGCUUUUUAUCAGGCUUGUUCCGGACAAGGCUAACAAGACUCUGUCAAUCAUCGACAGUGGUAUCGGCAUGACCAAAGCAGAUCUUGUGAAUAACCUGGGCACGAUAGCAAGGUCUGGGACCAAGGAAUUCAUGGAAGCAUUGCAAGCUGGCGCUGAUGUUAGCAUGAUUGGCCAGUUUGGUGUUGGGUUUUACUCGGCUUACCUCGUGGCCGAGAAAGUCAUCGUGACCACGAAGCACAAUGACGAUGAGCAAUACAUCUGGGAAUCGCAGGCUGGAGGUUCCUUCACUGUUACGAGGGACGUCAGUGGAGAGCAACUUGGCAGAGGAACCAAAAUCACACUGUUCCUCAAGGAGGACCAGUUGGAGUACUUGGAGGAGAGGAGGAUCAAGGACCUUGUGAAGAAGCAUUCCGAAUUCAUCAGUUAUCCCAUCUACCUCUGGACCGAGAAGACAACUGAGAAGGAGAUAACUGACGAUGAGGAUGAAGAUGAACCCAAGAAGGAAGAGGAGGGAGAUGUUGAGGACGUUGACGAGGACAAAGAAGAUAAGAAGGGGAAGAAGAAAAAGAUCAAGGAGGUGUCGCACGAGUGGCAACUCAUCAACAAGCAGAAACCAAUCUGGCUGCGAAAGCCGGAGGAGAUCACCAAGGAGGAGUAUGCUUCCUUCUACAAGAGCUUGACCAACGACUGGGAAGACCACCUUGCGGUCAAGCACUUCUCUGUCGAAGGCCAGCUCGAAUUCAAAGCGAUACUCUUUGUUCCAAAGAGAGCUCCAUUCGAUCUAUUCGACACCCGUAAGAAGAUGAACAAUAUCAAACUCUAUGUCAGGAGGGUGUUCAUCAUGGACAACUGCGAGGAACUUAUGCCUGAGUACCUUGGCUUCGUGAAGGGAGUUGUCGACUCCGAUGACUUGCCACUCAACAUUUCCCGUGAGAUGCUGCAGCAGAACAAGAUUCUGAAGGUUAUCAGGAAGAACCUUGUAAAGAAGUGCAUCGAAAUGUUCAAUGAGAUUGCAGAGAACAAGGAGGAUUACAACAAGUUCUACGAGGGUUUCUCCAAGAACCUGAAGUUGGGUAUCCAUGAGGACACCCAGAACAGAGCCAAAUUGGCAGACUUGCUCCGCUACCACUCAACCAAGAGCGGCGAGGAGAUGACCAGCUUGAAGGACUAUGUCACCAGAAUGAAGGAGGGCCAAAAGGAUAUUUACUACAUUACUGGUGAAAGCAAGAAAGCUGUUGAGAACUCACCGUUCCUGGAGAGACUUAAGAAGAAGGGUUACGAAGUGCUCUUCAUGAUUGAUGCCAUUGAUGAGUAUGCUGUUGGGCAAUUGAAGGAGUAUGAUGGGAAGAAGCUGGUCUCUGCCACGAAAGAGGGCCUGAAGCUCGACGACGAGACUGAAGAGGAGAAGAAAAAGAAGGAAGAGAAAAAGAAGUCCUUCGAGAACCUGUGCAAGACCAUCAAGGACAUCCUCGGGGACAAGGUGGAAAAGGUCGUUGUGUCCGACAGAAUUGUGGACUCGCCUUGCUGCCUGGUGACAGGAGAGUAUGGCUGGACGGCGAACAUGGAAAGGAUCAUGAAGGCGCAGGCCCUCAGGGACAGCAGCAUGGGCUCCUACAUGUCUAGCAAGAAGACUAUGGAGAUUAACCCUGACAAUGGAAUCAUGGAGGAGCUGAGGAAGAGAGCUGAGGCCGACAAGAAUGACAAGUCGGUGAAGGAUCUCGUGAUGCUGCUCUUCGAGACUGCACUCUUGACCUCAGGUUUCAGCCUCGACGAUCCCAACACUUUUGCGGCCAGGAUUCACAGGAUGUUGAAAUUGGGUCUUAGCAUUGACGAGGACGAGGCAGAGGGCGAUGAUGCCGAUAUGCCCGCCUUGGAGGAGGAUGGUGCUGGGGAGAGCAAGAUGGAGGAAGUGGACUGAGUUGUCGUACAAAAUUAACACAGUUCGUGAAUGUUUUGGUCUUGACUUUCUUGUCCCUUUUCUUUGUCGUAAUACUUUAGGUGAAGUCUGUCAACGUCCCAUGGUGAAGUAUUCCCUAGAAGUCUCCUAGAUCAUGUUGUGUCUUUUUUGAUAUGGACCAGGGAAGACAGAAUGCAUGAGCCGCUCCAUAUGUUC